CCAAAGUCCGGACCAUGAGUGGGCUCUUACAAGCUAAAGGCAUUCGUCUACCGCUAAUCGUUAUCAAAAACACCUGUGCUUUCGGGUCUCUGUCCUGGUCCUUGUUAAUAACCGUCGGUCGCAACGAACGCGCCGGGACGUUCGAUUGCAGCUGGUCGAAAGAGUUUUUUCACGGGUGUGAGAAGAUAAUCGUAUGCAACUUCCCGGCAUGGCCAGUUAUUGCCACAGCAGCGAUGGAGAUAAUGCUGCGGGAUGCGACGCUGCCGGCAGCCGAGAAAGCCUUUUUGCGAGAUACUAAGCUGUUUCGGCAGGAGCUCAAGACCGAUGUUAUCGUUCCCUCCGUGCGUUUCCGUUCCAGCGACUCACCGUUGGACCGGUGGCGUUGUUUACUGACCGCGGCCAACGCCACCUGCACGCAUGUCUCUCAACGGAUAAAGGACAAGGUCACUUCUAUGCAUAGUCGCUGGGUGCAGAUGUUGGCCUAUCCCGACGAAUGGACGAGCAUCCGUAUCUUACUUAGGCUGUUUGAGACUUUUCGCCCGACUGACAACCCGAAGCGCUGGGACACAAUGGAUCUGCGCCAGCUGGAUAUUUGCGCUUGCAGCCAGGUGACCCUGAAAGCUCUAGAUGGAUGUUAUAAAGAUUAAAGAUGCAAGCAGCGUUUAAUAACUUUCUUUUGGGGUGCUCGGCUCUGUGGGCCCACUAAAUAUUACCGAGCUGUACGAAUGCGAUAGUUUGUUUCCGGCGUGUCCCUACUCUCACGGUUCGGUUUUAAAUUUUAUAAUUCUGUAACUUUUUCAAACAGGAGAUCUAUUCAGUUACGGUAUUCAGGCGUGUAUGUUCUUUUUGCCGCUGCUUUGUUUCGGUUUUACAUGGGUUGAAAAUUUAGAAUCUUAAGUACACUGCU
Molecule: messenger RNA, 907 nt
Organism: Paramacrobiotus metropolitanus
Lineage: Eukaryota; Metazoa; Tardigrada; Eutardigrada; Parachela; Macrobiotidae
Exons: 2
Coding region: 15-647 (210 amino acids)
Source: RefSeq, a predicted model, not a curated record